Strongylus vulgaris is the source of this 758-nucleotide messenger RNA. NCBI's taxonomy places the organism in Eukaryota, Metazoa, Nematoda, Chromadorea, Rhabditida, Strongylidae. The record is from the annotation of a GenBank genome assembly.
AUGAAUUUGGAGAACACUAAGGAAAACGUCUUGAACGAAGCCCUGGCUGCUGACCUACAGGCAGCUUUUGAGAAGGUUGGACGCGAUGGAUCUGUGAGCUCUAUCGUUUUGAUGUCUGCGAAACCCAAUAGUUUUGUAGCUGGAGCUGAUGUAGGAAUGUUAAGCAAGGCAAAGAGUUCCGCUGAGGGUGCAUCUAUCUCAAAGAAGGCUCAAGAGCAAUUUGAGAAGUUAGAGCGAUCUGGAAAACCUAUAGUUAUGCUCGGGCUACUCCCAGGAGCUGGAGGUACUCAGCGACUCCCAAAAUUGGUAUCUCUUCAAAAUGCAUUAGAUAUGAUGCUCACUGGAAAGAAAGUCAAGGCUGAUAAGGCAUGUGCAUUAAAGAAUUACCCAAUCACCGUAAUGCUCGGACUACUCCCAGGAGCUGGAGGUACUCAACGACUCCCAAAAUUGGUAUCCCUUCAAAAUGCUUUAGAUAUGAUGCUCACUGGAAAGAAAGUCAAGGCUGAUAAGGCUAAAAAGAUAGGUUUGGUCGACUCCGUUGUGCAGCCACUUGGAGAUGGACUUGAACCAGCUGCUGCAAAUACCCACAGAUAUCUAGAGGAAGUAGCCAUAGAUACUGCUCGAAAGUUAGCGAAAGGCUCUUUGAAAAUUAGUAGAGAGAAACCUUUGCUGCAGAAGAUUAUGCAAAAGGUUAUGACAACAUCUUUCGUCCUCGACAAGGUAGUAUUGAAGAUGGCUAGAGAUAAGGUAAGAUGAUU